AUGUCCCUCUCACACGCCCUCGCCCUCCUCGCCCUCCUGCUGCCGUGUGGACGGUGUCAGUUUGAUGUCUGUCGAUCUCUGCGUGGCUCAAAGGCGGGGCCUCAGUUUUACGCCUGUCAGCCGCCCCCAACCAACAUGAAGGAGGUGAUGCAGAUCAGAGUUGACCCCCCUGGGAUCACCUGCGGAAACCCACCUGAGAGAUUCUGUACACUGGAGAACCCGUACCUGUGCAGCGAUGAGUGCGACGCCUCUAGCCCAGACCUGUCUCACCCUCCUCAGCUCAUGGGAGACAGGGAGAGGGGUGGGCUCAUCACUUACUGGCAGACAAUCACAUGGUCCAGGUUUCCUGAGCCCCUAUUGGCCAACAUCACCCUUACCUGGAACAAGAGUCUGGAGGUGGUCGAUGACAUUGUUGUUACCUUCGAAUAUGGCCGUCCAACCAGCAUGGUGCUGGAGAAAUCCAUCGACAAAGGUGUCACUUGGCAGCCGUAUCAGUAUUAUGCCGACGACUGUCUCGAGGCGUUCGGCAUGUCGCCCAAACGAGUCUCUGAUUUAACACCAAGUAACAUUACCCGGGUCAUCUGCACCGAGCAGUACUCCCGCUGGGUCGGCGCUAAGGAAGAGAAAUCUGUGGUGUUUGAGGUGCGAGCUCGGUUCGGGGUGUUUGCUGGUCCAAAGCUGAUCAACAUGGAUGCUCUGUACACUCGGAUGGAGACCACAAAGGGACUCAGAGAUUUCUUCACUUUCACCAACCUCCGACUGAGGCUCCUCCGCCCGGCACUGGGAGGAACCUACGUCCAGAGAGACAACCUGCUGAAAUACUUCUAUGCUAUUUCCAACAUUGAUGUUUUUGCCAGGUGUAAGUGCAACCUGCAUGCAUCUCAGUGUGCGCUGCGCGAUGCGACACUGCAGUGUGAAUGUGACCACAAUACGGCUGGACAGGACUGUCAGAGCUGCAGCCGAGAGUUCACAUCUCGCACCUGGAGACCAGGAUCAUACCUGUCCCUGCCCAAAGGCACUGCCAAUGCCUGUGAAGCAACAGAACCUGCAGCCACCACUUAUACUGUAACUGACAGUACUACUACUACAACUAGCAGUGACAGUACUACAGCCACUUAUACUGUAACUGACAGUACUACUAAAACUGAUAGUAAUACAGCUUUGAGUACUACUAACCGCAUGACUGAUAAGACUUUGAAUGACCCAACUUCUCCUAAAGACAUUCCUUUGACUACAUUCAUGUACACAUUAAUGUCUGAUAACAGCACAGAGGGUCCUCUUAUGGUUUCAGCUGAUAUUUCUACUAAUACUGGAGGCAAUUCAAGUACCAGUACAUACAUGACUGACUCUAGUACUGUGACUUACUUUACUAGUAGUAAUGAUUCAGCUGACCUUCCUUUAACUGCUAUGGACUCUACCUCAACACUCAUAACUGGUACAGUAGUUCUUACUGCUGUCCGUAGUACUAUUAGUACUACAGGUUCUGUUGCCUUUACAGACUCAUUCAGUACAGCUGGACCUACCACAGACACAGCUCCACCCAACACUCCACGUCUGAAGACUGGAGAAAAACCACCUCCCAGAGUACUAGACAGUACCACCAGCCGUCCUACUAGUACCACUCCCACUGUCCAAGGCAGCAGUACUGACACUGGAGGGUCUAUCUCUGACCCACUGGGUCCACCCUAUAACUCCACUUCAGACUUUGGUGUGCUUGGGACUGAUAUAUCGAAGGUGGUGACCAGUGCUGUGUCACCUACUGUCGCAACACCAUCAGCUGGAAUUCUGCCUCUAACAACCAUCCCAGAAACGUUUUCCCCAGGUGACGGGUCUCAAUCUGAAGACUUUCUCCCCACUGGAUCUGUCCGUAUCAGUCAGGCUGGAGAUACUCUCUUUACAACAAAACGUGAUGGAAUUUUUCUUCGUCCUGAUAUACCUCCUCUGGCUGUACCUCCUCCAGAUCUACCACUGGAAGCUCCCUCUGUGGAUAUACCUUCUGCUCUUAAUGAAGCCCUUCCUGAUGUAAUUUCUCCUGAUGUUUUACUGGAUGUACUAUCUCCGGAUACACUUUCUCCUGAUGCAUCAUCUCCGGUUACACUUACUAAUAAUGUACAGCUACCAGAAAUGCCCCCUCUUGAUCUAUCAUCUCCAGAUACACUCACUCCUGAUGAAAUAGUUCCUUUUGUUCCAACCCCCAAUGUACUGUUUCCAGAUGCACCAUCUCCUCCUGCUUUAUCUUCCCUCAAUGUUCCAGCUCCUGAUGGAGCUCCUACUGAUAUAUCUUUCCUUGAGGUACCUACUCAAGAACUUCCUCGUCCUGAUCUCUCUCUGGAAGGACCACCUCCUGACAUACCUGCUCCUGAUGUACCUCUUCCCGACCCGCCUUCUCGUAAUGUAUUUCCUCCCGAUACACCUCCUCCUGACCUACCUUUUCCUGAUCCACCUUCUCCAGAUGUACUUCCAGAUGGGCCAUCCACUAAGACACCAGAUACUUCAGUAGAUUUUUCUCCUCCUGAUGUACCUUCUCCUGAUGGGGCAUCUCCAGAAAUACGUCCUCUUGAUGCUACCCCUCCAGCUCCAGAUAUUCCUGUGGACUCCGUGUUGCCUCCCUAUGGAGGUGGUCCUGUAUCAGACACAAAGUCCGCUACUAUAGAUCAGUCUGACCCUGCUGGUGAUUUAGCACCUGUUGACUUUACCUUCCCAGUUCCAGAAAACCCAAAGUCAGCUGGCCCUGGACAAGAUUCAGGAUCCGAUUCUCAGCCCAUGCCUGUGGUUGAACCUGGCAAUGUUUCAAGUGACAAUAUUGAAACGCCUGGAUCUAAUUCUAUCAAUGCUGGACAGGAAUCUUUUGCAGUAAAGCAAGGCAGAGGAGAGACAGGAAAUGAAAAAUCUGAAUCAAGUGGUCCAGAUUCUUCUGUGCCAUACAGAAACAUUCCUAAUGUGGAUCCAAGAGUGGAUCCAGGCAGUGAGAAUCCUGCAGUAGAUUCUACAGCAAACAAAAAGGAAAGAACGUCUUCUGGAGAGGAAUCUGUUGAACCAUCAGGAGGGUUGAAGUUUGAGGAAAAGACAGACUCGAAACAAGAAAUGACAAGAGAGGCAACAAAGGAAAAAGUGCCUGAAGCCAAAGAGGAAACUAAAGAAAAAUCUAAAGCCGAAGGAGAGAAGGAGAAAGAGGACAAAGGCUAUGAGAAGAAAGCAACCCAGAAGAUCCUGAUUCCAGGAGGACCAAAGUUCAGUCAGCUGUCCAAAAUUGCCUAUGUGAGCUUCCAGGACUGUGAGUGUAAUGGUCACUCCAACCGCUGCAGCUACAUCGACUUCAUCAACGUGGUCACAUGUGUGAGCUGUAAACACAACACGCGGGGGCAGAAUUGUCAGUACUGUCGCCUUGGUUACUACCGAAACGCCUCGCUGCCGCUGACUGACGAGAACGUCUGUGUUGAGUGCGAGUGCCACGCAGACGGCAGCGUGUCUCCUAGAUGCUUGGACUCGGGUCUUUGUCAGUGUAAAGACGGAGCCACGGGGAGGCGCUGUGACUCCUGUUUACCUGGAUACACCUGGAGAGGAGGCGGGGCCGGCUGCACAGCAAACGUGUGCGACAGUGAGCGUUUGGUCUGUCGGAAUGGAGGAACCUGCGUCGACUUCCUGCGCUGCAUCUGUCCUGAAAACUUCACAGGUUUAUUCUGCGAGCAGAGGGUGUGUCUGAAGAAGAACGGCUGCCUGGAGAACGCUGAGGACUCCGCCUCCUCUCUGGCGUCACACCUUUACCUGCUGACCUUCGGUCUGAUCACCGCCACUUUCUGCUGACCCCGCCCCCAGGCACAAUGUCCCAUAAUGACAUCACCUGGGACGACGCGAUUGCAACCAAAUGUUUUUCCCUGAACUUCAUGUUUUUUUACGUUGUCGUACAGGAUAUUACAUCACAAUCUUAUGACAUCACAUAAGGCCCUGCACGCUAGGACGAUCAUCACAUUAUAAUUUUAGGAGAUCAACAACGGGUCACUUUAACCUGACAAAUCAGAGACAGCCGAACUCUGCAGGGACAGAGCUGCCUCAACCC
Messenger RNA from Neolamprologus brichardi, 4057 nucleotides. Lineage: Eukaryota; Metazoa; Chordata; Actinopteri; Cichliformes; Cichlidae. The record is from RefSeq and is a predicted model, not a curated record.